CCAGCAGAGACCACAAUCUACAUUGGCUGGCUGGCUGCCUGCCUGCCUGUCUGCCUGCCUCUACUCGCCCUCACUCACUCACUCACAGCUGCGGCACGCUCCCCCUUCCCUCUUGGCUGCUCUGCCCAUCCCCACCAUCAUCACCAUCGUCCUUCAACUCGCAACGCAGCCACCUAUGGGCGGGGCCACAUACACACACACACGGCCGACGUGUGUGUGCGCUCCUUCGCCCACAUGCACACGCAUACCUGAUGAUGAUGGUCUCCUGCUGCUGGUGCAGCGUGUGGAAGAUCUUGUUGGCGAACCGCCACUGGGCGUGGGUACGGCUGGAUGGCAGCUGACACGAUUGGCCGGAGGGGGAGAGCAUGCGCUUGAUCAGGAGGAGCCAGAAGUUGUCGGUCUGGUGCCGUGCAUCCAGCUGCGAAAAGAAGAACUCCGCCCUGCAGCCGGCCACACACACAUCCAUCCACACAACACAACACAAUGCACAACGGAUCCAUUCGUGUGUCCACCCACCCUGAUAGCAGGAAUUUCCAGCUGUCCUGCAUUCACGCACGCAGACAACAGACACACGCCCAUCCGAUGACGCACACGCACACGCACUGCACCCCCCAGCCACUCACGAAGACGGUGCACUUGGCUUCAAUGAACUUGACGGGCGCUCCCCAGGGCAGUGGCGGCAUGCCUUCCCCUCCCCCUCUGGCCAGCCACGGCUUCGUCUCGCCCACAGCCGUCAGAUAGCCGUCCACACACCCAUUGAUCGACAGACGGCAAUGCUCCGAAUCGGCGGGCGGCUCCUCUGCAGCCCAACACACACACGGGGAAAGGCCACGUGCACACGACACACAUGCCUUGGCUGUCUGUGUGUUGAUUGAUGUACCGAAUAGGAUGAAGUCGAAGGGGAGGCCGAGCUCUUCCACGGCAUUGACCCACACCAGCCGCCACGCUGCGCCGGGCUGGAAGCUCACGCGGUACGACCGCUGAUCGAUCUGACCACACGCAGAGCAGACGACGGGAGAUGAGAUGGGGGAGAGGGGCUUGGUGGGUGGCUGUGGUGGGGCUUUCGUGUUUCGACCUGUGAGUGUGUUUGGUAGUCUGACUGCUGCGUGAAGAACUUCGGAAAGACCUUUCUGAAGGCAAGCUCCUCACCGGCCCUAUCAGGUGGUGUGACGCGACACACACAAGAGUAGCCAUUCAUUCGAAUGUCUGUUGGUGCACACAACACAGCCAGCCACCCUCCGUGGUACCCACCGUACCUGCCUCUCCUCUCCAGCUCGUUCUCUUCGACCCUCUCGAGCUGCCGGAUGGCCGUGACGCUACUGCUGCCGGCUGCUGCCUCAAGGCCACUAGCACCCCUUCACACACACACAUACGCGCCAGACACUCUCUCCUUCUCCCUGUGUGUGUGUGUGCGGGUGCGUACCUGAUCCUGGCCCUAUCAUCAACGAGUGACGACUCCAUCUGCUGCAGGAACCGAUCCGUCUCCGCGUCGAUCUCCAUCUCACGCACCUCGCAUAUGGGCACGGGCGUCGGGCGGCGAGGAUGAUAUUGUUGCUGGUGGGCAGGCACACGAUCAUGACGACGGUCGCCAGCACGCAGGUGCGUCGGAGUGGUGUGGAUGGGGGGCUGGGAAGGGGUGGAGGAUGGGGGUGGGUACAGGUCGACCUCGAUGGCCAUCCUGUCUGCUGCUGCUGCUGCUGAUGGUGCUGGUGCUGCUGGUGUGGGUGGGAGGGGGCGAGGGGCGAGAUGGACAUCUGCUUGGGAGAGGGAGAUGCCCUCACUCCUGAGCAGAAAGGACAGGUCGGCCGCAUCUAACCCAAUGCUGCUACGCAACCUGCACACAACCACAGACGACAAAGAAAGAAGGCGCAUCACGCACCGAAGGACACAUCAAUCCGCCCACCCAGCCACCCAGCCACCCACCAAUCGAUCGCGAUGCUCCUCAACGCUCCCCCAAGGUAAGCACUGAUCGCCUCUCCGACAUCCAUCCUCUGCUGCACAUGCUCGGCUUGCUGGUUGACAUACAGCACCGGCACACUCUCGCCGCCAGCAGCGAUGGGCACGUAUCUGGAUCUGCGCGACGGCUGCACCGAUGGGUGCGUGAGGGCGGCGCCCAGGGUGACCGGGGGCAUCCCGUGGUUUGCGACUGUGUACUGCACCUGCACAAGCCACCAAACGAGGCAUGCAUCCUGCGCCUGGGGAGUGGGGGGUUGGUUCAUUUGCACACCUGCAGCUGGUUGACAGGCACCUGAUGAAUGAAUGAAUGAAAGACAGGCAGGCAGGCAGGCAGGCAGAGAGGGGGCUGAUUUGUGGGUGCGGGGAGUCGGCCGGGUGCAUGAGAUGAGUGUGCAGAUCUGACCUCGGUGAUCCUGUCAAGCAUGAAGAUGGGGUGGGUGGGCUCAUCGCGCGCAAGACGGGCCAUCUCCUGCACACACCCAGCCCAUCACAGCCAGCCAAUUGACACAGACACCAAUGUGGGGUGAGGGUGGGCCUAGGUGCGGGUGUGUGCAGACAGACCAACUCACCGUGGGUCUUUUUGACCGGCAGACGGCGAUGAGUGCCUGGAUAACCGACGUGUGCAGCAGCCUCUGGUGCGGUUCAGAGGGGGGGCGGUGCAUGGGGGCCCCAACGAUGUACUCAGAGAUGCGCACACAUUUCUCCAGCCUCCUGACCCCCAGGUGGUGCUGCAGGAAGUGCUGCACACGCUCGUUGGGCGCGUAGGCGAUCGAAAUGCCCAUCGAGAGCGGCAGCCGCAUCCUGAGAAAGAGAGAGGGAGGGAACAGACGUGUGCUAUGAAUGCAUAGCCGACACCGUGCGUGUGUCUUCGCAUCGUACCCUCCCUGGUCCUGGAUGAAUGCAUGUCGGCGGUCGACAAAGGUCCGCCGAGCUGAGUCCCACACAAGGGCACUGCACGCCACGCACGGUGGACACAGAGAAGAGACACACACCCGUCCAUCCAUCCAUCCAUGUGUGUUCAUCGUGCCGGGUGCGGUGGGUGCUUGCAUACUUCUGGGCGAACGAAGGGUACCAGUGUGUGUCCUCCUGCCGCCUCAGGGCCAGGUCGAGGACCGUCACGGCCUGCACUAUGAAGGCCUGCAUAGCGUACACACACACACACAUACAGAGAGAGAGACUCGCGAGUGCACUGUGCGAUGGGUGUGCACAGGGAUAUCCCUCCGGCUUACCUCGACGCUGGUGGAUAGGCCCUGGUCGGCACUGCCGCCGUGGCUGUUGCCCUGCACCAGGUUUGGACACCCCUUCCUCCACCUGACACACACGGAAAGAUGUUCACUCGUGUGCGUGUGCAGAUGGUUGCGAGGCUCACAGGUGUGCGUAGUGGCACGCUUCAGGCUCCUCCGACACCAACUGCAGGCAGGCAAGCAGACAGACACGUGGACGACACUAUGCAUACGACCAUGGAUGGACUCAUGCAUACGUACGUGUCGCAGCAGCGGCUUGACGGUGUCCUGGAAGGCGGGCUCGAUGAGGUCGCAGAGUGUGAGCACCUCCCCUACAAAAAGCCCCAUCCAGCCGUCGCGCCACACGAAACGCUCCCUGUCCACACUGAUAGGCCAAAGACAGCCAGGUGUUGGUGCGUAUGGAUGGAUGGAGGGAUGGGCGGAGGCACUGUACCUGACCCACUGGGCGUUGCGGCGGUGAGGAUGUCCCUCCACCGCCAUGGCCGUGUUGCUCGCGUCGUCCCUGACGGCCCGCAGCGGCAGAAAGAGCAGUUUCUCCGACCUCAUCGCGCGGACGGUGCCCUCUCGUUGGUGCAGAGGCGAUGCUGGACUGUCCAUCAGCCGGCCCUGAGCAAACAGAGAAUGGAUGGAUGGAUGGAUGGAUGUGGGCUUGGGUGUCACCACUCACCAUGGCGCCAUAAAGGUCCACCAGCUGCCGCAUCCUCCUCUCCGUAAGUGAUGUGGGCGGUGUAUCGGCCGCCAUGACCCGCAGCCGCUCGAGCAUUGGGGUCAGCGAGAGGGCGUGAUGCACACCAAACACAGACAGGAUCUGCACAUACACGUGGAGAGGACAGAUGCGCCCAGCAUUGCAGAGAGAGGUACACUGGUUACACAGAUAGACAGGCCUCACAGUGAGGCAGACCAGACCUGUGUGAUGAUGUGUGUGGGUGGUGACGGCGAGAAGGGAGACGCCGGCACGAGCGACACCAGAGGGGCCACCAGGGCGGGAUGCAGCAGCGGAAACAGACAGUGCAGCGAAGCCGGGAUCUCCGACGCACAGCUGUACACCUACCGCACACACAGACACACAGAGAGAGAGAGAGAUCCGACAUGCACUGCACCCAGGCCAGGCGCCAUAGCUUGCACUGCAUGUACCAUUGUGGGUUUGUGGAGUCGAUAUGUCCCGUCGAUGGCCGCAGGGAGCCACUCGGUGUUCCUGGCCGCAUCAAUCAACGGCUGUGGCAGCUGCAGAGACCCUUGGGGUGGAGGUGGGGGCGGAUAAAAGCAGGAGCUUCUCGAGCGGGAGUGAUGAUGGCUGGGCGGAGUGCUGUCCAUUCGCCUCCCAGCACUGACCAACAGCAGCCAUGCCAUGCAUCUCCCUCCCUGUGUUUGCUCCCUGACCGUAACUCACGUGCUGCCUUACUAGUAGUCAUGAUGCAGCACCACCUGCAGGAAGCAGCUGGCCCUCUCCACCCACAAUUCCACCUCACCACUGCCACCGUCGCCCCCAUGAUGCUGCGAAUGCUCCCCUUCCACAUCCAUCCCCAACGUACCGCCUCCCCCACCACGACGAGCUCCACCCACAGCCAUCCAGCUCAGCAUGCCGCUGCUACUGAGCGGCGGGCAGCAUCGGAUGGCCGCGUGUGUCCGGCACAGCAGCUCAACGGCCGCAUCGUCGUAGCGACCAUCCAGUGUAGCGAAGUGGGAGCGGUCGGAUGGUGAGGGGAAGGUGAGCUCGAGUGGGGCGGUGAGGGGGCGGCAGAUGGGCGUCCGGGAGAGGCCGUCGAGGGCGGGGUCGACGCGCCUUGCUGUUCCUGCUGAGUCAGUGCCUGUCCAUGCCGCCACUUCUGGCGAGGCCCGUCGGUGGGCCGCCGAUGGGUGGGGCCUGCAAUGGUGGAUCCACCACACCACACCACACCACACCACACAUGGAUGGGCGUGGCGUACAGGCAUCAGUCGUCAUCUGGCCUUUUCUCCUACCCCCAUUCUCUGGGCGUCAGUAUGAUGGCCUCCUCUCCGUGUGAGCGCGUUUCGACCCUCGUGAAGGCGGCCAGGACGGGCAGCUUGUGCAGGUUGGCGGGCAGGGAGUGCUCCGCUACUGACGUGAGGAAAUGCGUUAUCACCAGCAGCACCCUGCAAGCAUCACACACACACAUAUACACACACAGAUGAGAUGAGAUGAGACGAGACGAGUGGAGCAGACUAGCCGCGUGGUUCUGUGUGUGCCUCUCACCGCUGGUUGUCGGCGUCCUUUGCAGAUUGCAGGCUGAGAGCCAUCUCGGCACAUCCGUCGACCAGCCAGCUGACCACAAGAGAGAGAGAGAGAGUGAGAGAGAUUCGUGUGUGUGGAUGCGUUGCGUGCGCAUGUUGUCGCCACAGCACAGAUCAGCUCAAUCACCUGAGGUAGUUGUCGACCGUCAAUCGCUCCACGCCGAGCGUCUGGAUGAGCCACUCGCGGGUCCGCACAGACAGGUGCCUCUCCGUCUCGGCAGACAAGAACACACAUGACACCUGCACACCCACACACACAUAUCAUAUGCACAGGGGCAGCCCUGGCUGCACAGAGAGGACAGGCGUACACUACCCUUUUUCUGAUGAGUGGUGCGACGGAUGGAUCGUUGAGCUGCGACCGCUCGAAGGCCUCGCGCAGCUGGGGGUUGGGCAGACAGACGCGCACCUCCUUCUCGCCCGUAUGCGCGUUCACCGGCAAUGGAGGCUUCAUGAACCCUGCACACCACACACGACAGCACACGACACGAACAGAUGAGAUGCACACUCAGCCAUCCCAGCCAUGUGGCUGGCCACAUGGCUCUCUCGGUGUGGGGUGCAUGGGACACUGACUGACCGACCUUCGUCCGUCUUGAGGAAGGGCACCUUUCUGAGCACCUGCCCGCCCCUCGCACCGACUACCUCCCUCACAUACUCGUACACCUCGCCAACCUGGUCGUCGCUCAGACCCACUAAAGACGACGCAGCACCACCACCACCACCAGCACCCCCCGCCCACCCACUCGGCUGGAAGAGAGCCUCCACAGAGGCCUUCUUGACUCCAAGAGCCGCCAGCACAGCCGUUCUCUUGGCGUAAUGCGGGUGCACCAGAGGGAUGUGCCGGAUGCAGGCGUAGAGGGGCUGUGGUGGGGGGCUGCCUGUGCCUGCCACUGGGGGCAGGGAGAGCGAGGGUGGCGUGCACAGCGAGCCUGUGUGAGAGGGGAGCAGGGGAACGGCCCGCAUGUGUGUGAGGAUGGUUGACGCGCAGGGGCGGAAGGAUGGGUGGACUGUUUGUGGGAUGGGCAGCCACGAGAGGAUCCAGUCGAUCAUUGCGGGGGUCUCCCUGCAGACACCACACACGAUGGACAUCAAUUAAGAUGGCUGCAGUGUGUGCAGGGUGCAUGUGUUGGUUACGUGAGUGUGGGCGCCGCUCUCUUGACGAAGUCGAGAAAAGUGUCGGCGACUCGGUCGAGCAGGAACCGGUUGAACCGCAGCUCGUCGUCAAAGUCAAGCGACUCACGGCUGCACCAACACACACACGCAACAGAGAUCCACACCACCUCACACACACACACACAGACGCCACGCCCACCUGGCAGUGGUGGUAAAGUCCUUCGCGUUGACGACGAAGGGCAUCUUGCUGUCGACCCUUGUCGGCAGGUCGGCGAACACACUACACCCAUUCCCAGACGCCGACCACUGGCCAGUGUCGCUCUCGCUCUCCCUAUCUGCCGCUUCUGCUGCUGCUACUGUGGUGAUGGUGGUGGGUAUGGGCAGCGCGACAGUCACAGAUGUCUGCUGCAGCUCUAGGCGACGCAGGGAGAUGGCAGACAGCCGCUGGGAGGACGGCACCUGCACACACACUCACACAGGCACACACACACACACACAGAGAGGGAGAGAGAGAGCCGAGGAUGAAGCACAGCAUAGAGAGGAAGGAGGCUCACUUCACUCACUGGCGGCUUGGGCACUGGGAAUGUGCGUCGGUGUGUAAUGAAGGUCUCUGUGGUGGUGUGUGUGGCGGGGGAGGGGCCGUCACGCGUCAGGUUGGCCGUGAGCGUCCGGCUGCUGUACCACACCUGCACAGCAACCCAACAGCAACAGCCAUGCACACACGACACCACAGAAACCCUCUGACAUGACAACUCAUCCCUUUAUUCGUUGUCUGUCUCACCCACCCACCCGGGCCUUCUCUUCACACACGACCUCCCGCCUCUCCACCACUCGACCGCUCCCACUGCCAUCCUCAAUCUCCACGCAGAUGCGCCGCAGCUUGCGCAAAAACAGCAGCGUGCUCAUGGGCACCUCCAACAGCGACGCCUUGACGCCAUCGAUCUUCUCAUGCAGCCACGCGGGGCAGUGGGUGCGCGAGGGGUCGGCCUGCGUGAGGGGCAGCCGGAAGAUGGUCCAUGCAGAGUGAUGCUGUGCGAACGCGGGAAGUGACGGCAGCCACCUACAGACAGACGAAACGAGAAAGAUGCGUGUGUGUUGGGUUGGGCUGGCUUGUUGGGUGUGGAUGUGGGUGUGGGUGUGGGUGUUGUCUGUGUGUGCACCGACCGAGGGACGAUGUAGCCGAACCCAACUUCUGGGUCCACGUCCUUGGAAAAGGCGAAUCGGUAGCCCCCGCUAUAGACUUCUGGCGUAUCGCUCAGCCGAAAGACAGACUUGAAGCCUGCAGAGCAGAGAAGGAAAGGAUACAGCAGACAGACACGUUCGUGUCUGUCUGAUGUCCGUUGCCUUGGUCUUGCUCACUCCCUCACCGAUGCCCUUCUCUCCGAUCAUCUCCUCUCGCCUCUCCGACUUGGUCGACGCACCCACGUCACACAAAGCCUCUACGUCGGCACCGCUGAAGCCCACCUGACCACACAACACACGGAUUACACACACACGGAGGAAUCGAAUCCCCUCCCUCUACGUGUCGGUUGCCACAGAUCCAAUUAUCCAUGUGUGGACGCGCCUACACUGACUUCACUCACCUCAUUGUUCAUGACGUAGAGCGCCGGGCACCGUGGGUCGGUCACCAGCCGGAAUGUGAGGCUGGGGGGAGCGGAGGACGACGGGUGGCUGAUGGAUAGAUAGACAGCCAAACGAAGGGAGGGAGGGAGGGAGAGGGACACUCAACACACGUGGGUGCAGUGCAGUGCAGUCAUGGAUGCGGUGCGUACUAGGUGUUGUCCUCUGCGUUCUGUAUGAGUUCGAAGAGGCAGUGCGCCCGGUGUGAGUAGAUCUCGUCCGCCGCCAACUUGAUGGCCCGGUGCAGGCGUGAACGCUGCUCGGGAUCCUGUCACGUCAGUCACGCAGCACAGCACACACACAUUCAUUCAUUCAUUCAUUCCAUCAUGCAAUCAUGGCCUUUGAUUGAUGUUGCUUGUGCAUGUGUGACCCACCUCACCUCUGUCCUGAGCCUGUUCCUAAUGGAACGGAUGUGCUCCUCCUCAGAACAACGCGACAUUUCACCCAACCGACCGAUGCAGUCGCUCAAUCAGUCAGUCACUCGGCUCAUACACAACAG
This is a messenger RNA of Vitrella brassicaformis, 8679 nucleotides long. The record is from the annotation of a GenBank genome assembly. Lineage: Eukaryota; Vitrellaceae.